AUGCCAAUCCACGGACCCCUGGCAGACCCUUUGGGCCGUCACUUAGGCCCCCUCAAGGACAACGCCCAGCCGCCCGCUGCGGCUGCGGCUGCAGCUGCGGCAGCUGCUGACAAUUCCUCGUUCACUACCCCAGGCAGCAAGGGCAAGGCGUGGGCGUUAGCUGGGCUGAGCAGGAUAUCGCAGGUCACAGGUGCUGGCAGGAAGGGCACCAGUGCUGGUGGCGGCAGUGGCGUCUCGUCUCUGCCCGAACCUGAGAACGCGCCGGACCUGUUUCGCCUGCUUCGGAACUACCCGGAGCUGGACCUCGGCGCUGUUGGUCUGGCAGGCAUUGAUGUGAAAAAGAGGUAUUUCCUGGGAGAGCAGCUGCGCAUCGUGAGGGCAGCGCAGCUGUUCUGGACGGUGGAGGAGGUGGUGGGGCUGCUGCGCAACGCGUACUGCCGCACGAGCACAGUGGAGUGCGCGCACCUGGCGAGCAGGCAGCAGAAGCGGUGGGUGCAGGCUGCCAUGGAACGGCCUCCCUUGCGCCAACUCUUCUCACCAACCCAGCAGCGCCACCUGCUGCACCGCCUGCUGUAUGCCGACGCCUUUGAGCGGUUUCUCGCGCGCAAGUUUCCUUCAGUGAAGCGGUUUGGCAUAGAGGGCGGGGAGGCGCUGGUGCCGGGGCUGCUGGCUCUGCUGGGGCGGGCUGCUGGCAGCGGCGUGAAGUUUGUCGAGCUGGGCAUGGCGCACAGAGGUCGACUGAGUGUGCUGCACGCGGUCCUGGGAAAGCCCCUGACCUCCAUCUUGUCUGAGUUCAAACCACCUGAGGUUUCACCUGAACUCUCGGAGCUGCUGCAAGUGGGCGACGUCAAGUACCACCUGGGUACCCGUUCUACACUCGAGUUUGAAAGCAACCAGGUGCAAGUGUCCCUACUGCCCAACCCCAGCCAUCUGGAGCUGGUGGACCCGGUCGUGGUGGGCAAGGCUAGAGCCAAGCAGCUCUUCACCAACGACUCCUCCAGGCGCUCCGUCAUGGGUCUCAUUCUGCACGGAGAUGCAGCCUUCAGUGGCCUUGGCCUCGCUCCUGAGGUGCUGCAGCUGUCGGACCUACCAGAGUACACAACGGGCGGCACGAUCCACGUGAUCAUCAACAAUCAGAUCGGAUUCACCACUGAUCCGAAGCUUGCUCGCUCCUCCCCCCACCCCUCUGACUUCGCCAAGGCAGUGGGGGCGCCCAUAUUCCAUGUGAACGCAGAUGAUCCCGAGGCAGUGGCUCACAUCUGCUCCCUCGCUGUCGACUGGCGCCAGACAUUCGGCAAGGACGUGGUGGUGGAUCUCGUGUGCUACAGGAGGCAUGGCCACAACGAGCAGGACGACCCACGAGUAACACAACCCCUGAUGUACUCUCUAGUAGACUCCCACCCGCCAUGCCUUCAGCUGUAUGCCGCACGGCUCAUGGCAGAGGAGGUGGUUACAGCGGAGGAGAUCGCCAGCUGGCAGGCUGACGUGGAGGCUGAGUUUGAGCGUGCGUUUGAGAACACCAGCAAGCAACAAGUGUCGCCACAGGAUUGGCUCGCUGCCAACUGGCAAGGGGAGGCACUUGGGUCGCUGGUGAGUCAGCGCAAGGUGCAGCCCACUGGCCUUCCCCUGAAGACCUUGCAACGCGUGGGAGAUGCGCUCUGCACUGUACCACCGGACUUCACCUUACACCCUCAGGUGGCAUUGCUGCUGGAGAAUCGCUGCAAAAUGAUGGCAACUGGGGAAGGCAUCGACUGGGCCAUGGCAGAGGCUCUUGCCUUCGGCUCCCUUCUUCUGCCAUUUGACCCCUCUCUCAAUCAGACGGCUGACAGCAACCCCACCCAUGCGGUGCGGCUGAGCGGGCAGGAUUGUGAGCGCGGCACCUUCAACCACCGCCAUGCCGUCAUGCAUGACCAGUUCACAGGGCAGCGGUACACCCCGCUACAGCACGUGGCAGCGGGGCAGGAGCGAUUCAUGGUGUGCAACUCGAGCCUGUCGGAGGCAGCAGUGCUGGGCUUUGAGUACGGCUUCAGCCUCGAGAACGAGAACGCCCUCGUGUGCUGGGAGGCGCAGUUUGGGGACUUUGCGAACAACGCGCAGGCGAUAAUAGACAACUUCAUAGUGAGCGGGGAGGACAAGUGGAUGACCCCCACGGGCCUCGUGCUACUGCUGCCGCACGGCUUCGACGGCCAGGGCCCCGAGCACUCCUCUGCCCGCCUCGAGAGGUACCUGCAGCUAGUGAACGACGAUGCCGACCACCUUCCCGGCUACAGUCCACACUUGGCCGCCCAGAUUGAGGCGGGGUUCACGAUAGCCGACCGCGACAACAAGGGCCACGUGUCACUCUCUGAUUUGCUGGAGUUCAUGCAAUCACAAUACGGGCUGGGCCACGACUACGUGACGGCGCUUGCCCACCAGAUGCACAUCGAUGAAUCAAAUCAAAUCUCCAAGGCGGACUGGGAGUCAUUCAUGGUGAGGUGGAUGAGGCGCAACGCACAGAGGGACAACAACGUGUGUGUCGUCAACCUCACCACGCCCGCCAACUACUUCCACGCCCUCCGCCGCCAGGUCAAUCGGCAUUUCUCCAAGCCCCUCGUCGUCAUGUCCCCCAAGUACCUGCUGCAUCACAAGCCCUGCGCAUCACCUCUCAGCCAUUUCACAUCCGGCACAUUCUUCCAGCCAGUGAUAGCGGAUGGAGACAUAGGAGACAACAUGCGGCAUUUGCAUGCUGACAAGCUGCUGCCGCCCGGCCAGAUGAAACGGCUUGUGCUGUGCUCGGGGAAGAUCUACUACUCGCUGGCGCACGCCAGGAGGGCGAGGAAGCAGUGGGAGGUGGGGCUGAUGCGCAUCGAGCAGCUGGCGCCCAUGGCUGUUGACCAUGUAGCGCGGGUCAUCAACAGCCACUCUUCUGCUGAGCUCGUGUGGGCGCAGGUGGGUGCUCCUCCCCUCCUUCCCCUCCUCUUGGCUCGCUGUCUUUGCUCCUCCUCUGGGCUGAUGCGCAUAGAGCAGCUGGCGCCCAUGGCGGUGGACCAUAUAGCGCGGGUCAUCAACAGCCACUCUUCUGCUGAGCUCGUGUGGGCGCAGGUGGGUGCUGCUCCUCUCCCCCUUUCCUCUUUUCUCCUCCUUUUCUUCCCCCACUCUUCCUCCCCCCUGGGGGCGGCAUCAGGGGGGCUAUUCCAGGUGCACGGCAGCCCAUCCCGUCGCUCGCCCCUCAUGUCGCCGUUGCUCACAGACGCCCCCGCCAACCUGCAGGCGCUCAACCUCGACCAGAGCGUGCCGCACCUGUCUGAUGAUGUGUACCGUGGUUUUGGAGGAACUGGGAGGAGUGCAGCACCCCCCGCCAACCUGCAGGCACUCAACCUCGACCAGAGCGUGCCACACCUCUCCGAUGACGUGUACCGGUGGGUGUCGGAGGGUUGGGAAGUGGGGGAAGAGGUGGUGGGUUGGUCGCUCCUCUGGCCGCAACACCCCCACCUAUCUCAAGAGCUCCCACUCUUCCCCGGACCUGAAGCCCUUCCUAGCCUCUGCAGCCUCGGCACUCCUCCGUUCCUCCUCUUCUGUGCUGCCUACUUGCCUCUGCUUCUUCCAUCCUCUUGUCCCUUCCCCCCCAUCCCCCUUGCAGGUCGCUCCUCUGGUCGCAACACCCCCACCUACCUCGAGAGCUCCCACUCUUUCCCGGACUUCAAACCCUUCCUUGCCUCUGCUGCCUCCUCGCCGCUGCUGCCUCAUGUCGUUCCUCUGGUCGCAACACCCCCACCCACCUACCUCGAGAGCUCCCACUCCUCCCCGGACCUCAAGCCCUUCCUAAACUCUACUCCCUUCCCUGCCGCCUCGCCUCUGCUUCCUCCAUCCUCUUAUCCCUUCCCCUCUCUCCCCCCUGCAGCGCCGGCUGCCACCUCAGCAGCCAAAGCUCCGGCACCGAAACCGGAUUCUGCCGAAGCAUCAGCGGCGGCAGCAGCGGCGCCAGGCGCAGCAGAUGGUGGGGUGGGGACAGGAGGAGCUGAAAGUGGUGAAACAGCAGCAGACGUGCCUAGCGGUGGUGGUGGGGUUGGGGCAGCAGGAGGAACGGCAGGGGAGGUGGCAGAGGGUGUGGAAGGAGCAGCAGGCAGCAGCAAUGCUCCUGCUGCUACUGCAAGUGGUGCUCCUGCUGCUGUGAAGAAAUCCACCCUCAAUCCAAACGCCAAGGAGUUCAAAUUCAACUCCAACUCCAAGGAGUUCAAGUUCAACCCCAACGCCAAGGUUUUUACACCCACCUUCUCCAUGCCCGCUUCCGCGCCCCUCCCUCUCCCCCCGCCCUUCAUCCCCGCCUACCCCUCCGCCCUCCCCCCCCAACCCCGCCCAGACCACCCCUUCCCCUUCCAACCCCUCCCUGGCGCACCCCCUUCCGCCCCUGGCGCCCCCAUCCCCUUCCCCGCCCCCCUCUACCUCCCCACCCCUCUCCCUCCCCCCUCCCCCGCCCUGUCUUCCCCCAUUCCCCCCGCCAACGCCCCUGGCGCCCCCACCCCUCCUGCUUCCGCGCUCCCCCUCCCCCUACCCUCCCCUGGGUCCGUUCCCCCUGUGGGACAAGCCGGGGCGGCAGGGCUUAUUCCUAUCCCUGUUUCGGUGCCAGGUGGCAUGCCUCCAUUGGCUGUGGCUCCCCAGCCAUUGUACAUGCCGCCCCAGCAGCAGCAACAGCAGCAGCAGGCAUUGUUCUCUCAGCAAGGAUUCACGGGAGGGGGUAGCGGGGGGAAGGAAGGGGGAAAGCAAGGGGAAGGCGGGAGUGAUGGUGGGGAGUUUGGGGGGGGUGGUGGAGGGGCAGGGGGGAUGCAGGGGCAAGGGAUGCUGCCGCCCGGUAUGCCGCCCGGCAUGCCCCCUCCCAUGCGUCCCUACCUCCCUGCGCCUCACGGCGCCGGCCAGCCCAUGCCUGGAGGCGGCAUGGCGGGCGGCAUGGGCGGCAUGCCAAUGAUGUUCAGCCCGCAGGGGUUUCCCCAGCCCAUGAUGUACGGGCAGCACGGCCAGCUCAUGUACAUGCCCAUGCCUCAGAUGUAUCCCAUGGGGAUGCCACGAGGCCCUGUGAUGCUGCCGCCCCCACACUUCUUCCACCGCCCGCCCAUGGUUCCCAUGCACGGCAUGCCGCCCGGCCACAUGCCCAUGCCGCCCCACCAAGGCCCGUCACCUCCGGUUAUGAACAGCAGCCCCCAGCCACCUGCCGCCAUGCCCCCUGCGCGCUAA
Molecule: messenger RNA, 5208 nt
Organism: Closterium sp. Naga37s-1
Lineage: Eukaryota; Viridiplantae; Streptophyta; Zygnematophyceae; Desmidiales; Closteriaceae
Source: the annotation of a GenBank genome assembly